GUCAUAGGAAUCUACGAAACAGCCGCGGCAUCAUAUCACUGUCCGAACGAAAGGCUUAAACCCCCAAAUCAAAAAACACAAAGAAUACGAGAUUUGGGAUGUAAGAGAUCUGCUUAUGAGAAUUCAGAUUUUUGCGAAUCAUUCCACCAAGAGGAAUCUGGUUGGAGGGAAUGCAGAGUAUGUAGGAAGCGCAUCCACUGUGGAUGCAUUGCUUCAAGAUUUUUACAUGAAUAUAUGGAUUUUGGAGGUAUAGGGUGCAGAGACUGCACAAAGCAGAUGGAAAUUAAUUUAAUGCAAUCAACACAGAUCCCUCUUGAUGCCAUUCCAAAUGGCACCUUUGUCACAAAUGGUAUUGGAUAUGAUCAUCCUACGGCUGUUGAGAAUAGAAUUAAUGAUGAAAAAUUUAGUAUGGAGAGGCUACUGCAGUUGACGAAGACCAUAGGGGCCAAUGAGCCCGAACGACCCUUUCAGUCUCAGAAACGAGAGAGCGUGGAAAGGAACAGACACUUUUUGAAUCGCAACAAACGAUCACCUGAGUCCUCUUCCUUCAUCAAAACAGACAACAGCAGGCCGAAGCAAGGGCUUAAGGAUGCUCAUGAAUCUCUUGCACAACCACAUCCAAACAUCCCUUUGAGUUCACCUAUAGGUAGUAACAACUUUGUUUUGCCUUUUCCUGCUGGAAUCACCGAAGGAAGCGAACAGAGCAAAGGCUCGUCUGAGCAGGGGCAGAGGUCACGAAAUAUUUUGCCAAAACCCCCUGUAUCAGGUUCUGAACAAAACAAAGGAACUGCACGCGUAGCAAGGCCUCCUGCCGAAGGACGGGGCCGGAGUCAGUUGCUUCCUCGAUACUGGCCGAGGAUUACAGAGCAAGAGUUGCAGCAAUUGUCUGGAGAUUUGAAAUCUACUAUCAUACCAUUGUUUGAAAAGGUUCUGAGCGCUAGUGACGCUGGAAGAAUUGGUCGUUUGGUUCUGCCCAAAGCAUGUGCUGAAGCGUACUUUCCUCCUAUUAAUCAGUCAGAAGGUAUACCAAUUAGGAUUCAGGACAUAAAGGGGAACGAGUGGACAUUUCAAUUCCGAUUUUGGCCCAAUAAUAACAGCCGAAUGUAUGUUUUGGAGGGAGUAACCCCUUGCAUCCAAAGUUUGCAAGUACAAGCUGGUGACACAGUCACAUUUAGCCGGAGAGAUCCUGGGGGUCAGCUUGUCAUAGGUUCUCGGAAAGCUACCACCACUUCUGAUAUGCAGGAUUCCCAAACGCCAGCCAUUCCCCAUGGUGGUUCUCCCAGGGAAAUGUCAGUUUCUGGUCAUGCCGAUAACCUGCUUCCAAAUGGAGGCAGAACAAGUGAUUAUUCUAUGAAGCAUCCUACUCCGAUUUUAGAGAAGAAGAAGAUGAGAAACAUAAAAAAUAAGAGGCUUCUCAUGCAUAGUGAUGAUGCUAUGGAGCUUAAAGUCACCUGGGAAGAAGCACAGGGAUUGUUCCGUCCAUCCCCAUCUUCCGAACCUACCAUUGUCAUGAUUGAGGAUCAUGCAUUUGAAGAAUUUGAGGAACCACCAAUUUUCGGAAAGAGGACAUUUUUUACAUCUCGGAUUUCCGGGGAGCAGGAACAAUUGGCUCAAUGUGACAGAUGCACAAAAUGGCGAAGAUUACCUUUGCAUGCUCUUCUUUCUGCAAAGUGGACAUGUUCGGAGAAUACAUGGGACUCAAACAGGAGUUCGUGUGCUGCUCCAGCGGAUAUAAAUCCAAGGGAUCUGGAUGCUUUCUUUACAGUUAACAAGGGUUUGAGCCAGGAUAACAAAGCAUCCAAAGAAGGUGAGCCUUCUGGCUUAGAUGCCUUGGCAACUGCUGCCGUUUUGGGAGACAACAUCGAUGAGUUGGGAGAAUCUUCGGUUGGAAUCACUACAAGACAUCCUCGGCAUCGCCCGGGCUGCUCAUGCAUUGUCUGCAUUCAACCUCCAAGUGGGAAAGGUAAGCAUCAGCCCACAUGCAAAUGCAAUGUUUGCUUGACGGUUAGACGUCGCUUCAAGACACUCAUGAUGCGUAAGAAAAAGAAACAAUCAGAACGGGAAGCCGAGCUUCUUGCCCAAGCAAAGGAUAAGGGUCCCGCAAAUGUUGGACUGGAAAACGAAGAAAUUGCUGGACAUGCAUUACUGCAUAUGAUUCAGACAGAAAAUGCAGCUGGUCCGAGUGGAAAUCAAUUGGAGUUGGCCGAGGCCAACAAGGGACAACUUGACUUGAAUUCUGAUCCUCAUCAUGAGGAUGACAUGCUCGAAGAGGCUGCUGGUAUGAGCUUGACGACGCUGAUGAAUGCUGCUAGCCUUCCGUUGGAUAUGUAUAUUGGGCCAAAUGGAGUUGGGCCCGGUUUGCUUCCGCAAUCUGCUGAUGAGAGCGAUGGAUAUGGUGAAGUGGACAAUGCAUGUAAAAAUGAAGCGCAGAAUAAGGGUGAAGACGGGUAAUUUGAGAGACCCUUCUGGAGUUGUAUAAUUUUUCGGUACUAUUUUACCUGAUAGACUACAGUUUUAUGUCAUUUAAGUUAUAGAUGCAUCCUUUUGUAAAAUCAGUUAUCUUUUUGCCUGUUAUGAUACAGUCCUAUAGCUUGUACUAUGGACCUUCAAAGUGGAAACAAUGGAUUGGAGUUGGUUAUGUUCUUCCACC
This is a messenger RNA of Olea europaea var. sylvestris, 2650 nucleotides long. RefSeq names its product B3 domain-containing transcription repressor VAL1-like. Gene Ontology annotation, molecular function: DNA binding; zinc ion binding. The record is from RefSeq and is a predicted model, not a curated record. Bases 235 to 2451 code for a protein of 738 amino acids. The transcript is spliced from 13 exons. NCBI's taxonomy places the organism in Eukaryota, Viridiplantae, Streptophyta, Magnoliopsida, Lamiales, Oleaceae.